Molecule: messenger RNA, 1347 nt
Organism: Poecilia reticulata (guppy)
Lineage: Eukaryota; Metazoa; Chordata; Actinopteri; Cyprinodontiformes; Poeciliidae
Product: P2Y purinoceptor 1-like
Biological process (GO): G protein-coupled receptor signaling pathway
Cellular component (GO): membrane
Molecular function (GO): neuropeptide receptor activity
Source: RefSeq, a predicted model, not a curated record
UUGUUUUCUCACUUGCUAUCUUUAUUUUUUGAGCCGAGCCUCAGACGAGAAGGACAGAUAGGAUUUGUUUCUGGAAGGCAAAAUGACUACAAACAACUGCACGAAACUGGAUGAGGAAUUACUCACCAAUAACAAUGGCCUCCCUAUUUUUUACAUCUUUACAUUUGUUGUUGGAUUUAUCCUGAAUGCUUGUGGAAUGUUGUGCUUGGCGAAUAACUGGAAGAAACUUCGGAUUAUUAACGUCUUUUUUCUGAACCUMGGAUUAACUAACCUGUUGUUUUUGCUCACUCGGCCCUUUAUGAUUGUGUACUAYUUUAAAACGGCCACAUGGACCUUUGGAGAACCUUUCUGCAAGGUAACAAGAUUCUGCUUUAGACUGAAUUUAUACGGCAGCAUCGGAUUCAUCACAUGUAUCAGUGUGUAUCGGUACCUGGCCAUCGUUCAUCCAAUCAAAGUGAUGGGGAAAUUAACUGUGAUUCAAGUGGUCAUCUCUGUCGUGGUGUGGAUUCUGGCGAGUGUUGGAAGYCUUCCGGACGUAAUCUACCCCAAACAAUCAGGGAACAAUGAAACAUGUCUUCCUGCCACUGAUGAAAAACACAUUGAGGGAUAUUUUAACUACAACCUCAUCUGGACAUUCUUUGGAUUCUGCAUCCCUUUCAUCAUCAUUGCGGGCUGCUAUGGACAUGUGGCUCUUGUCAUCAGCCGCUCAAAACUGAUGAAUAAGAACCAGAAACGAAAAAUUCUAAGACCGUUGGUUAUUUUGAUUCUUCUCUUCUCACUUUGUUACACUCCCUACCUUGUUUUGAAGAACCUCAGCGUGUAUGCCAAAUAUGUGGGUUUUAAGAAGCCACCUUGCCCCGCAUGGUAUGAUGAAGUCUUUACUGUACGUCAUGUAAGUCGUGGUCUUGUGAGCCUGAACUGUGCUCUUAAUCCUCUGAUUUACAUGUAUUUUAAUGAGGACAUGAGUGCUCAGUUCAGCCAGCUGCAGCAGCGAUGUUGGCAGAUGUUCAGUUGCUGUUCCAAGCUGAAAUCCAGGUCUGAACCAGUACCACACACCGAGGAUGAAGUUGAAAAUGCUUUAUGACAUGUCUKUUUUUCCCUUUUUUUUUURCUGACCAUGUCACGAGUGACAUUUUUGCUCACUACGCUUUGUAUUCAUCUAAUUUGUUACCUCCUUCUGCUAGAUGCUAAAGAAUUAAUAGUUACAUAAGAAAUUAAGCAAAACCAGUUUCACUAUCACUGCURUACUGCAAUAACAAUAUGAGAAGGAUGAAAGUCUUUUUAACACAUUUCAUUGAAUUCAUUGUUAUAUUUUUGUUCCUAUCCACGCAUGGUCAAAAUUAUAGA